CAUAUUUUCAACAUCAGCUCUUGGUUGCUGGAGGCGCGAGAUGAUGCGUUCUAAUCGAGAGAAUGUUACUCAAAACGAAUUACAGGAUGUUGGGACGUACUGUACAGGUGUCGGCUGCAGAGUUGUUCGGGGGCCUGAUUGGAAAUGGAAUAAACAGGACGGAGGAGAAGGACAUGUUGGUUCAGUCAAAAGGUUCGAUACAUCUGGAGAAGCUAUUGUCGUCUGGGAUUCCGGGAUAGUAGCGAAUUACCGCUGCGGUGUUCUAGGGUUUGAUUUACGUGUAUUAGAUAGUUCACCAACGGGAUUAAGGCAUCCUGGAACCGUCUGUGAAGGUUGUCAUGAGUCUCCCAUAUAUGGGAUUAGAUGGAAAUGUGUAGUGUGUUUAAACACAGAUCUGUGUUCUACUUGUUAUCAUGGCGAUAAGCAUUCGUUGGCCCACCAGUUUUUACGUAUCACUGCACCUUAUAAAACAAGAGUCAUUGUUGGUCGACGAAUGAGGCAGAGGCGUAUAGAAUCAGUGGGCCUCUUUCCUAAAGCUCGUGUUGUUCGUGGCAUAGACUGGAGUUGGAAUAACCAAGACUGCGUUUUGCCCUUCACUUCAUCAAACAGUGCUUCGAUCAUGUUGGGAUCUGGAAGUGCUUGUCGAACCAGCCUUAACUCGGAUGAUAAUGGAUCUUCUGACCCUAUCGUCUUACCUACACAAGGUCGAAUAACAAGCAGAAAAGCUUGGUAUAAUUGGGCUCCACGGUCAGCAGCCACAGUUGCUUGGGACAGUGGGGCGCGUAAUGUUUACCGUGUCGGCUACGGAGGGCAAGUUGAUCUGAAGGCAAUACGACCUGCUAAAGGCGGAGCGUAUUAUGUUGACCACCUUCCAUUACUAGCUGAUCUGAGACAGUAUUCUGAUCGAUUAUGUUCAACCGGAGAUUCAAGUAUAGAGAUAGCAGUUGCAGCAAGACAUGAUUGUGAGAUAAGUCCUGUGGUUCCAAAUUGGACUAAUCUACAGGAUCUCGAGUCCCGCCGACGUCAGAUAUCUAGGACUGUGGAGGAUGACAACAUUUUUCAACGAAGAAUUCUUGCAAGUGAUGGGGGGGUUUAUGAUACUUUAAGCAGAACACAGUGCAGUGAAGGUCGACUUCGAGUUACCGCUAAUGUACUAUCAGCUGAUGAACCAGCAGCAUCAAGUUGUUUAAAUGUUUGCACUCUAGCUAGCAGGCUUCACUUACAACCUUCUUCAAUCGAAAGUUCACAGAGCCAAGACGUUAAUUCACGUCGAUCACACACUCGACUGAAUAGGUCUCAGCACAUCACUUCCACAGACAGAGAGUGUGAAGAUCAGGAUUCUCCCCGCUCAAGCAACAUAUCUGUUGGUAGUCUGAGAAGUUUGCGUGAAACUGCACGUACACUAUUUACGGAUUUUUUGAGGACAAAUGAUUCAAAUCAAACUACGCCAGUCAGUCACGUUAGAUUGAAUUCAGGAACCAACAGCCGUCCAACCAAUCAAUCUCGUCCUAAUACAAGUGAUCCGACGCCAAUAAAUAGUCGUAACAACCGAUCAAUACACAGCCAAGGCUCCAUGAAUGAUCACAGAACUGGUCCGAACUUCAGUACACCUAAUAGUUCACCAGGUUCUCAAAACCAAUACAGAGGUAUACUGCCUCGUGUUGCCAUCAGUAAUCGUGACGGAGUCCUAGCUCUGCCUACGAGGAGUGGUUCACACAAUGAUUCAUCAUCUAGUGAAGAGUUCAUAUCUGGACGUGUGGCCACUUCAGAAGGAGUUAUGAUAGAAGACGACAGUUCUGAAACACAGUUUAUCACCAUACAAUGUUUGUCUGAGCCAUCUCCACGGGUAAAUCAAAGUCACACCGACGACACACAGUCAUUUUUAUCGGCGAAUGUCUUAGAAUCAACUACAUUUAUAACCCUUCAUGAUGAAUCACAAGUAACAAACUUUGAAUCAGCAAAUAUUUUGACUGCUCCACGUCAAAAUAAUGGCUCUGAAGAUUUGAUUCAAGCAGCAAGAGAUGGAGAUGUAGAUCGCUUAAGGUGCCUUCUGCAAAAUCAAAAUGCAGAUGUAAAUGGAACAUCUGGUGGACUGACGGCCCUUCAUGCGGCCUGUCAAGAAGGCCAUUUAGCAUGCGUUAUUUUAUUACUACAGAAUGGGGCUAGGCGAAGGAAUCUGGAUUCUGCAGAUAACGAAGCAAUUCAUUCAGCAGCACGAAGUGGAAAUCUUGAUGUCGUAAGAUACCUGAUGAGAUCAAACAUUGAUAGAGUGGCAAGAAUUGUAGAUAUUUCUGAAGAGAAUAACGUAAAUGAAGGAAAUCUUGUUGAUUUGGAUGAUAACUCUCCAGGAGCAGCUGAUGACAACAAUCUUUUCGAUGGGGAAGACAUUCCAAAUAUAAAUUCAAGGAACUCAGUGCAGCAAACUCCCUUACAUUUGGCUGUUAAUCAACUAAAUCUUCCAAUGGCACAGUGUCUCUUGGAAGAAAUGAAUGCGCUGCCGAAUUUACAGGACUGCGAUGGUGACACACCACUACAUGAUGCUGUUUCCAGUCAACAUACUGGUUUAGUGAGACUGCUGUUACGUCAUAAUCCUGACCUAACAAUUUUAAACAAUUCUGGUCAAAAUGUGUUACACUGUGCUGCAGUUUACGGAAGUGCAGAAAUUACUCGUCUUUUACUCGAACAUUGCGCAUUAACACCGUGGAUAGUGGAUGAGCCACAACCAGAUGGCUUGACAGCUUUACAUCUUGCUUCACUGAGUGGAAAUUUGGAAGCUGUAGAUCUCCUUUUACAAGCGGGCGCUAGUCCAAACCUAGUUGUUCGCCGUCCAACUGGUCUGCCUCCAUUAGAUGGAUGUAAUUCAGAAAUACUAGGCUCCGUAUUUACACCACUCCAUCUUGCUGUUCACAGGGCGCAUCCAGGUGUUGUUUGCAUAUUACUUUGUUACAGAGCUAGAGCGGGUUGUCGCAGCGGAGCAGGACGAAGUCCAAUGCAGUUAGCUCUGACUGCUUUAGCUGAAAAUGAAGAGUCUCAGAGUGCUAAUGUCACACGUUUUGAUGUUGCUCUGGUGCCAUUCCUUGCUUCGGUAGCACGCAUUCUCGUUCGAAUGGCUGAUUCACUAACACUCACGUCAGCUUCGACAGGAGCACCUUCCGGCAGCAUGAAUAGAGGGAGACUGCAUCAAAACAGAAAUAAUAAUGAAGAACAGUUGAUACAGAUUGACAAUGAUAACGAAGAGGAAUCUAACCGAAAUACAACAGCCGACUCAUCAACUCUAACCUCCCCAAGCCCUUUGUGUCGGCGCUUGAAGUCUACAAUCGAGGCAACUCUACAAAUAGGUGUUUCGCGUAAUGUGCUUAUUGCUGCAUGUUUAGCUUCAGCUAUAGGUGCAGAAUCGUGGUCAUCCCGUUUUUCAGAAGUUACUUUAGAAAGUGUCGAAGAGGAUAUAGAUAAUGCGAGCGCCGAAAUGAUCAGUGAAAAUUUCUUUACAGAUAUUUUUCGGGAAUGUACUGAUCCCGUUCUGCAGUUAACUUUACAGCAAUGUCACAUGGAAGCCUUAAACUUCAUGAAAUGUUGUCCAAUAAAUAGUGAAUCAGUAAAUCGUAGUCCUAGGCGUGAAAUUAACCAACCUAAUUCUCCCUUGCCUCAACUAAUAUCUGAUAGUGAUGAAGAAAACUUAGUUGACGCAUUGUUCCAAACUGAUAAUCGUCAAAUAUCUCAAACAGAUUUGCUUCCAAGUUGUUCAGUUGUAGGAUCAAACAAUUCCUACAUAAUACAACCGUCAAUAAUGAAUCAAGCAGCUGAAAAUCCUUUGAAUCAACCAUUUUCUAUUGAGAAUCAACUUAUUCCUGAACCAAAUAACCUGCAUUUCAAUUUAUCUCAGUCAAGUAUUUAUACACUUCUUCCACCUACACUUGAUGAUAUUGAUUUAGAGUGGCGGGAGUGUCUAGUAUGCUCUGAGCGAAAUAGAUCUACAAUUAUGUUGCCAUGCGGUCACAUUAUAACUUGUGAGACGUGUACACCGUUAAUAAAGAAGUGUCUUUUAUGUCGACAAAGGAUUACAGGAUAUCAUAAAUUUGCACCAUGCUGCGAAUGUGGUCUGUCAAAUGGUGUAGUGUUAGCUAGACCAUGUAGUCAUAUGCUUUGGUGUAAAUCUUGUUUAGAGACUAAAGUGCAUCAUCUGGAAAUUAUCCACCAGAUAUCAACUAUCAGUUUUGGCGGUGAUGAUGAUGACGAAAGUGGUGGAAGUCGAAUUAAUACAGCUAGCAACAAUGUCAUCAACAGUAACAAUCUUUCAUUAUCAACAGCUGUGGCAUCAGAAGCAGUAGCAUCUGCAUCAACAUCAACAGGUAUUGCUGCUAGUACUACUGCUGUCCAAUCAAAUCGAGAUAUUGACGAGUUAGAUCCAUUAUUUUCACGUGAUGUAACAGCAGCGUCAUCAUUCAUUACAAAAAGAAACAACAUAAAUUCGUGGCGAAAUGUACCAUUAGGUCGUUUACUAUCAAUGAUAACGAAACUUCACAGUUUACUGGACGAAUUGUUAACCGGAGGGAUUUGUUUAAGCGGAUGCCCAGCGUGUGGAAACUCUGUGCAGUCGUUAUGGCCAGUAAUAGUAGCCUGUUCUGGAGUCAAUCAUCAGUCUACUAGUGUUGCCUUAGGACAAGAUAGGAGAGAUUCAAAUCCAUUUACUGUGAAUUCUUCAAAUAACAAUGAAACAAACCUUAUUCCCAAUGUUUCCAAUAUUACAAAUGUAUUGCCUACGAAUAAUUCUGUCUUGGGCAACGUUCAGACGGAAAUGGAAUUAGUUCAGAACCAACUUCUUUCAAAUAAACCACCACACAAUCUCCCUCCUAUGGAUAAUCAGACGCUCAGUGGAUUGGUGAAUACAUCUAACCGACAGGCUGUAAUAGCACCGAACAAUCAGUUACAUCAAGGUCCGAGUCGAGCUGAUAUACGUGGGCGACCACAAGGUCAAAGAGCUCCACUGUGUGACCGUGAGGUACGUAGACUGAAACAUGAGCUUCAAGUGAUGAGGGAACAGGUGGGUGUCUUCUAUAUUAAUAUAGAUUGUUUGUGAAUGAAUGUUACAAAUCUCAUUACAAGUAAUCAACAAUUUUCAUUAAUUAAAUAAACUGCCUUGUUGUGAUAGAUUAUGUUUGAAUAUUAAUUAUUACGGACAACCUAACUUUACUGCAAGAUAUCAAGUUUCGUCAACCACUUAUUCAAAUCGUAUUGUAUAUUUACCUCGAGUAGCUCACAGCUACACACUUGACUAGAAUGCGAACUCAUCAGCCUACUAGACUAGUUUCAUUCAAUGACAAAGUCACUCUUCAAAUUUAACCUCUUAUUUGUAUUAUUUGUAUAAGAGACAGUCAUAGAUUUAGCGUUCAUAAACACAUGUUAACUUUGUUACCCUUCAUGAAAUGUUAAAGUAGAGAUACUAGAGCGGUGCACUAUACAAGACUAUGAUAUCCUUGAUCAUAAAAAUAACUAUAAAAAGGUGAUAUUCUCACGAGAAAUUCAGCUAUCAAACUACUUCAUCGAGGGACAAUUCGAAUUUUUUGGCGUUAAUGAAAUGCCAAAGUUUUCCAUGAUAUUUGCAUUUCAUGCUAUUCAUAAAGCAUAAAAAGGCAGUCACAAAGUCUCACUAUCGUUAGCGCUACCACUAUAUCAUCUGAAAAGUUGUCAUUGUUUUUUUUCAGAAGAAUGGAUACUGAACAAAGAAUACUCUUUACGAUAACUUCUUCAUCAGGUUCUACAGUCAUAUAUACAUAAUGGUGAAUGAAUUAGUGUCAUUAACAACAUUUAUGUUUAAAUAAUAUUGAAUCAAUUAUAAUAUCAAUAGAUUACAGUUCAAUAGCAUCAACAUAAAAAUAAACUGAAUGUCACAAAAAUAGGAAAGAUAAUAAUAGAAAUUCAUGAAUUUAUAGCCUCCACUGAAGGCCAGGGCUUCUUUUGCACAGAAAGCACUGACUGUUUAACGCGAAUAGCGACAGCCUCUGCUGUUUGGAGCAUGUCGUGUUUCGAUGUUUUUGUCAAUUUAUUUGGCACCCGGUAGAUGAUAGACAAGGAUUCUUCAACGCUGCUGUUUAGAAAACACUGAUUUCCAAGUGGAAGUGAUAUUCUCUAUAAAAAGAAAAAUGACUAAAGUUCUAGAAAUGCCUUUGUAGAAAAUUGGAUAGCCAUCGGAGAGUCAUGACUGCUAUAAACUUAAAGUUCUACUGAUACUGUUAACAACUUUUAAUAACCUAAAGGAAAAAAAAUAUCCAUAUUUAAGGGAGUUAUACUGAACUCAUUAGGUAUCUUCACUUUCAUGAGCCAGUCGUAUAUGAACCUAAUGUAUAAAAUACGAAAGAGUCUUCUAAUUUAUUGGAUAAGUUUGCGAUUACCUAUAUUCAUAAAUAUAAUGUGAUCACUGAAAUGUUUCCUCUAACUUUAUAUAGCAAAAGUGAAAUCCCUGGAAUUUUUAGGAAUGCUGUCACAUAUUUUACAUAAAUUUCAUUGUACAAAGACUUCUGAUACAGAGUAAAUCAAAAGAAAGAUAAUUACAGUUGUGCAGUUGCAGCAUACAGCUGAGAGAAUUAACUGACACUGAUAAAUAUCAGCCUGAGCUAAAAACAUUUUCAUCAUUUUGAAGUACGCUUAAAUUAAACCUGAUAGUCAGAAUAACUUUCCUAAUCAAAUUUCAAAAGAGUAGUUAAUGAUGUAUACAAGUACAUGGUUUUAUUUUUCUAUAACACGAAACAGAUAAAAACUGUUGGCAUAUGUUUUCGACAAUGAUUAAGUGGGCGCAUCGGCUAGUUAAAAUAUGUUCAUUAUGAUAGUUUUAUCUAAAGAAUAAAAUACGUUACCAUAAUUUUGUGAAAAACUUUGCAUCUAGGUUUUUUACUUGUCGGUACACAUUAGUUAAUACCUCUCUAAAACUUUACAGAGCCUAUAUUCCUUCUGAGAUGGGCACUUGCUUUACUCAUUGUUGAUAUUAGAGGUUUUAUCAUCAAUGCUGCAUACUUUGAUAAUCACCGUGAACCUGUGGUUUCCGUAUACACAGUAAUACAAGAACACAUCGGUUUGUUCAAUUUGUCCAUAACCAAAAUCUAUAAUCACUUUUACUGGAUAGGCGACAAACUCAUUUAGUUUUUGAUUUUGUACAAUGUUUAUUUAUAACCACUGGUUUUUUAUAUGCUUUUCAGAUUCGAUGCCCCAUAUGUUU
Messenger RNA from Trichobilharzia szidati, 7210 nucleotides. The record is from the annotation of a GenBank genome assembly. NCBI's taxonomy places the organism in Eukaryota, Metazoa, Platyhelminthes, Trematoda, Strigeidida, Schistosomatidae.